This is a messenger RNA of Siniperca chuatsi (mandarin fish), 4407 nucleotides long. RefSeq names its product glucosidase II alpha subunit b (gene ganabb). NCBI's taxonomy places the organism in Eukaryota, Metazoa, Chordata, Actinopteri, Centrarchiformes, Sinipercidae. Gene Ontology annotation, molecular function: glucan 1,3-alpha-glucosidase activity; carbohydrate binding. The coding region runs from base 128 to 2983 and encodes 951 amino acids. Gene Ontology annotation, cellular component: glucosidase II complex. Gene Ontology annotation, biological process: N-glycan processing; carbohydrate metabolic process. The transcript has 25 exons. The record is from RefSeq and is a predicted model, not a curated record.
UAAUUCACGUUAUCUGUAUUAUUUAUUAAAAAAAGAUAAAUAUUUCAGUCAGUUGUUGAGAAUCUUACUUUUUAACGAUCUUUGUUGCGGAGUGAAAUGGGCGGAGUCUAACAGGAGCAUAAUCAAGAUGGCCACCUUCACUGAAAGGAUGGCGCCUGUCUUGGUGCUCUGGCUGGCCGUGUGUCUCAGUGGGACCUGGGCUGUGGACAAGGGCAACUUCAAGACCUGUGACCAGAGUGCCUUCUGCAAGCGUCAGCGAGCAUUGAAGCCUGGUGAGUCUCCCUAUCGAGCCCUGCUGGAGACCAUGGAGCUGACCAACACCAGACUCACCCUGCAGCUCAUCAAUGACAACAAUAAGGUGCGUCUGCUGCUCGAGCUCUACCGUCUCCAAGGAAACAUAACAAGGGUGAAGAUUAACGAGCUGAAGCCGCUGAAGCCUCGUUACGAGGUCCAAGACGUGCUCAUCAGGGAGCCACCUACUGAGCCCCUGUCUCUCUUGUCUCAGGAUGAGAACGGGGUGGUGCUGUCUCUGGGGCCGGAGUCUCAGAGGGUCAUCGUCAGCGCCAGGCCCUUUCGAUUGGACAUCAUGGAAGGGCGAGACGUGCUGAUGUCGCUGAAUUCGCGCGGCCUGCUGGCUUUUGAGCACCUGAGGAUGCGCAAGGACACUUUCUCCUAUAAAGUAACUAGCACAGUGGCUAGCGUGUGGGAUAAUAUCAAGAGGGUAUUCUCUAGUCAGGCAGACCCAGAGGCCGAGAAGAAAGAGGAGGCUGAUCCGGCAAACCAGGCCGAGACACCAAAAGAAGAGGAAGAGAAAGUAGAAGACGGGAUGUGGGAGGAAACGUUUAAAUCACACUCGGACAGCAAACCUAAUGGUCCAUCUGCCAUUAGUUUAGACUUUUCGCUGCCAGGGGUGGAGCACGUCUACGGCAUCCCAGAACAUGCAGACACCCUCAGACUCAAAACAACAGACAAUGGAGAUCCAUAUCGACUCUACAACCUGGAUGUGUUCCAAUACGAGCUAUAUAACCCUAUGGCCCUUUAUGGCGCUGUCCCAGUCAUGUUGGCCCACAACGGCCAGCGGACCACAGGCAUCUUCUGGCUCAAUGCUGCUGAGACCUGGGUGGAUAUUAGCUCCAACACAGCUGGAAAGACUGUGUUUGGGAAAAUGCUGGAUUAUGUGCAGGGCUCCAGUGAGACGCCGCAGACAGAUGUGCGUUGGAUCUCUGAAAGUGGCAUCAUCGAUGUCUUCAUUAUGCUGGGACCAACACCCAAAGACGUCUUCUCUCAGUAUGCCUCCCUCACAGGCACCCAGUCCUUCCCUCCCCUAGCUGCUCUGGCCUACCACCAGUGCAGAUGGAACUACAACGACCAGGAAGACGUGCAGACAGUGGAUGCGGGCUUUGACGAGCACGACAUCCCCUAUGACUUUAUCUGGCUCGACAUCGAGCACACAGAUGGCAAGCGCUACUUCACCUGGGAUCCACACAAGUUUGCAACACCUAAGGAAAUGCUGCAGGGUCUCUUGGACAAGAAACGCAAGAUGGUGGCCAUUGUGGAUCCUCAUAUCAAAAUAGACAGCAACUACAAGAUCCAUAAUGAAAUCCGCUCUCGGGGUUUCUAUAUCAAGAAUAAAGAUGGUGGAGACUACGAGGGCUGGUGCUGGCCUGGUAGUGCCGGGUAUCCAGACUUCACCCGUGCAGACAUGAGGGCCUGGUGGGCCAGCAUGUUCACCUACGAUCAGUAUGAGGGUUCCAUGGAAAACCUGUACACAUGGAACGACAUGAAUGAGCCAUCGGUCUUUAACGGGCCAGAGGUCACAAUGCACAAGGACGCAGUGCACGGAGCCUGGGAGCACCGUGACGUGCACAACAUAUAUGGCUUCUAUGUGCAAAUGGCCACAGCGGAGGGUCUGAUCCAGAGGUCAGGAGGAGUUGAGCGACCAUUUGUCCUGACCAGAGCCUUCUUUGCUGGGUCACAGCGCUAUGGUGCUGUGUGGACCGGAGAUAAUGCUGCUGAGUGGGACCAUCUGAAGAUCUCUAUACCCAUGUGUCUGAGCCUGGGCCUGGUUGGAAUCUCUUUCUGUGGUGCGGACGUUGGUGGUUUCUUCAAGUCUCCGAGCACUGAGCUGCUGGUGCGUUGGUACCAGACGGGGGCCUACCAGCCAUUCUUCAGGGCCCACGCCCACCUGGACACACCCCGCCGCGAGCCCUGGCUGUUUGGCCCAGAAAACACAGCACUGAUCCGUGAAGCUGUUCGCCAGCGUUACACCCUCCUGCCCUACUGGUACCAGCAGUUCUAUCACGCACACCGCACUGGACAGCCCGUCAUGAGACCACUGUGGGUGGAGUAUCCUCAGGAUCCUGCUACUUUCGCUCUGGAUGACGAGUUCUUGAUCGGGAGAGACUUGCUGGUGCACCCAGUUACUGAGGAGGGAGCCAGGGGAGUCACCGCCUACCUGCCAGGCAAAGACGAGGUUUGGUUUGACGUCCACACCUUCCAGAAGCACAAUGGGGCCCAGAAUCUUUACAUCCCUGUCACCAUGAGCUCUAUCCCUGUGUUCCAGCGAGGCGGCUCCAUUAUUCCCAGGAAGCUUAGAGUUCGCAGGUCCUCCACCUGUAUGGAGCAUGAUCCCUACACUUUAUAUGUGGCUCUUAACCCCCAGAGAACUGCAGAGGGUGAGCUCUACAUUGACGAUGGCCACACCUUCAACUAUGAAAAGAAGGAUUUCAUCCACAGGAGGCUGUCCUUCGCCAACAACAUCCUCUCUUCUGUUAACCUGGCUCCAGAUGCCCAGUUUUCCACCCGCUCCUGGAUUGAACGCAUUGUCAUACUGGGAGCCAGUAAGCCCAGCAAGGUUACCUUUAAGUCUGCUGGUGGUCAGGAGAGCCAGCUAGAGUUUGAGUUUGACGCCUCCAUGUCAGUGUUGACGCUUCGCAAGCCCGGCAUGAACGCAGGGGUAGAUUGGACCGUGACUCUUCAGUAACCAUGGAGACAGGAGGAGGAGGAGAAAAUAAUGACUGAUUUGGGCUGAACAGGAGGAGAGAACCAGACACAAGGCACUAAUACCCCCGACUAACUACAGCAAGACUACAGGAUAGCCACCAUGGAAAAUAAAGGACAUAAAUAUACACACACACACACACACACAACAAAUUAAUUACACACACUGGCUGUGUGUGUGCAGUUUUCAUCCCUGCACACACACAUAAACCCAUGUUGACCUGUUAGUCAAACUGAACCACGUAACGUCUCUGCCAUGUCCCUGUUGUGUUCAGUCGCACUGUAAUACCUAACAAAAAGGGUUACUACUAGAUAGAUAAUUAUGUUUGUAACGUUUUGUCAGAUAGAUGACAACUAAGCAACUCAAAUCAUACCAUUGUAAUGAAUCUUUGGGUUUAAGAAAGAAAACAUUCGGGCAGUCUUCUUUUUAAUCGUCCACGCCGGCCUAAGAAGAAAGAUCACUGUGGGGGGGUUGUUUGCUAUUUAAAAUAAAGGUUCACAUUCAGCACAUGCUCCACCUGCUGGUGAUUUCCUCUGUUUCUGACUUGAUAAUUUUCAAAAAAAUUCAUUCCAUCCCUCUUUUAAGCCAAGCACUAAAAUCAGCUAAGAGAUCGACCUUGUUUUACUCGUGCCACAUUUCAUAUAUUUGGGGAGGGCUUGCCAACAAUCAGCUGUGUGGUUCCACACUUUACUUUCAUCCUCUCCCUGAAUCCGUCAGCGAUGAAUUUGUGUGCAUGGAAAUGAUUCAAUAUCAUCGCUUCACAUUGGAAGUGAUCAGGUCGUUCAGCUGCUGCACAGAGAGAUUUUCAGCUGUUCUUUUGAGCAAAGAUGGCAAUGGGAAUCGCUUCAGGGGACUGAACCACUGAUUUUGUGGAUCAUCCUUUUGACGUGCUUUCUUUGUUUUAUUGAGUUCUUUUUCCAGCGUUGUUUACUAGAUUAUUUUUAAUGCACUUGAGGAAGUGUGAGAACAUAAAAGUUGUUUAGAUUUUCAUGUGUUACUAGAUGUCGGGACCGUGCAGGAUUUCCAGUGUGUCAUUUGGAACAAGUCAAAUCUAAUCCUUGAAAGGUGUUUCACUAGGAAACAUAAAUUUCUUCUGAUUUACACAAAAUUAAAUCCUAAAUGCAGACUGAGCAGUCGUAAAGAUUCAAAUGAUUCUCUGGAAACUCUGGAUUAUGUCCCGACUAGUGAAAUCAUCUGACCUUUUUAGGAGUUUUCUUGUUCUAUGAGUUUGUCUUCUUGAUUGUUUUUAUGAUCAUAAAUGUACAUGUUGCUACGAUUUUGUUGGUGAUGGCUUGAAUCGGUGGAAAUGGAAGUGAAGGAACAGAUUUCAGCUGUCAUUCAAAGUUGUCAGAUGUACUUCAAAAGAUGAGACCAAGUGAAAAUAAAGUUGACCAAAUGUAAAAGAA